AUGCCGCUCCGCCACAUUGCUAUUCCCUCGUGGCCCCGGACCACGCCGCCCAGGUACCCGACCUAUGCCCUGGCGACCCGCGUCCAGUCAAGGCUGCAGAAGGAACUACUGGCCUGGAAGGCCCUGAAAGACGACCCAUGGCGACGACUUCAUGCCCCGCCUCCGCUUCCUACCCUCGUCUCCUUUAUCCCGGCGCCCACAUAUACUCUCGGCAGGCGGCAGACCGAGCCGCUAUCCGCCUCCGAGUUCGCGCGUCUGCGCGCCCCUCUCUCCGUAUCAUUGCCCUCCCGUAACGACCACGAGUCCAUCACCACCGCCGUCUUUGCGCCCGAGGUCUUACACGCGCCCCGCGGCGGGCUAACUACGUACCACGGUCCGGGACAAGCCGUACUCUGGCCCGUCAUAGACUUGCGGUCCCCGCUGCAUGCGCACUUCUCCGUGCGUGACUAUACCUGUCUGCUGGAAAAGACUACUAUUGCAACGCUGCGCCGUGUAUACGGCGUUGCUGGGUUCACGACCUCGAACCCGGGGGUAUGGGUGCGCAAGGAUGAUGACUUGUCGAGAGACGAGGAAAAGAUCUCGGCGCUAGGUGUUCACCUUCGGCGGCAUGUGACGGGUCUCGGCGUAGCGGUCAACGUCGGUGUCUCGGUCACUGGGACCGAGGAGACGAACCCGUGGGCGCGAAUCGUAGCGUGUGGAUUGGGGGAUAGGAGUGUUACGAGUAUCGCCGCGCAAUUAGACUUGCUGCCUACUCACGAGAUUGCACCUGAGGAUAUCGCGGCUGCAUGGGCUGCCGAGUUCGCUGAGAGGCUAGAACUACCUGGUGCCGCUGUGGAGGAAGAGGACUGGGAGACGUGGGAGAAGGAAUUGCAACUCGAACCGGUGGGACCAGGCACAGAUGCUGGGUUUAUCGAGGGCCAAGUGAUGCAAUCAUGA
Messenger RNA from Daldinia childiae, 936 nucleotides. RefSeq names its product putative octanoyltransferase. Gene Ontology annotation, molecular function: lipoyl(octanoyl) transferase activity. Gene Ontology annotation, cellular component: mitochondrion. Gene Ontology annotation, biological process: protein lipoylation. NCBI's taxonomy places the organism in Eukaryota, Fungi, Ascomycota, Sordariomycetes, Xylariales, Hypoxylaceae. Bases 1 to 936 code for a protein of 311 amino acids. The record is from RefSeq and is a predicted model, not a curated record. The transcript has a single exon.